AUGCCCUCCAUCGAAAUGGCGGAGGACGUUCGCCCGCCUUCAGCCCCGGACACCAAGAUUAUUCUUCACUCAGAGAAAACAGACAGCGAAUGUCUCGAGAAAGCAGAUGACAUCCAUGCUACAGAGGCAGAGAUUGCCGCUGCCAGUCUUUCUGUAUCUCACAAAGAAUAUUUGAUUGAACGCCAUGGAACUCUUGACCUGGAUCCUAUUCCAAGCCCAUCAAAUGCCGAUCCAUACAACUGGCCUCUCUGGAAGAAAGUGCUCAAUCUAGUCCUUGUGGCAUUCCAUGCUUGCAUGGCAACCCUGACAGCGGCAUCCAUUACGCCAGCAUACGAAGACAUUGCCAUCGAAUUCGGGAAAUCCGUCCAGAGCGCCAGCUAUCUCACGUCUCUCCAGAUUGCAAUUCUGGGUGGAGCUCCUUUGUUCUGGAAGCCAUUGUCAAACCGGUUUGGACGUCGACCCAUCUUUCUCCUGUCGUUGAUUAUCAGCUUAAUCUGUAAUGUCGGCUGUGCCAAGAGCCCUACAUAUGGAUCCAUGGCUGCGUGCAGAGCCUUGGUAGCCUUCUUCAUAUCACCCGCCGCAGCGAUUGGGAGUGCUGUUGUGACGGAAACCUUCUUCAAGAAGGAGAGAGCCAAGUACAUGGGCGUCUGGACCUUGAUGGUCACGCUGGGCGUCCCAGUCGGACCGCUUAUCUUUGGGUUCGUCGCCUAUCGUGUAGGAUAUCGCUGGAUCUACUGGGUCCUUGCCAUCGUCAAUGGCGUUCAGUUCAUUCUUUAUCUGUUCUUUGGUCCCGAAACCCUCUACCUGGGUGGCAGUGAGGAAAGUCUGUCUGCAGACUUCAAAAGUCAAUACUUAUCCUUCCGCCGGAUCGAUUCUACUCCUCUGAGAUUUAGCGAGUUCUAUCACCCUCUGACCCUGGUGAAGCAUGCCCGCGUGUUUAUUCCUGCUAUCGUGUAUGCCAUGGUCUUCUUGUUCGGUAGCGUUCUUAUUACCGUGGAAGUUCCCCAGCUUCUGCAACUGAAGUUUGGCCUCAACGCCGAGCAACUUGGUCUGCAAUUCCUUGGUGUGAUCAUCGGUUCGAUUCUGGGAGAACAAGUUGGUGGCUCUCUAUCAGAUUUCUGGAUGAACCACCGGGCUCGUCGUAUUCAGAGAAGACCCGAACCCGAGUAUCGGCUCUGGCUCACAUAUCCCGGCGUCAUUCUGACAAUCGUCGGUGCGAUCGUCUUCCUUGUCUGCACGCAGCAGGCACCCGAAGGCCACUGGGUUGUCUCUCCUAUCGUUGGCACUGCCAUUGCGGCUUUUGGCAAUCAGCUGGUGACAACGACGGCUAUCACCUAUGCUGUUGACAACUAUCCUCGGGACUCCGGCAGUGUUGGAGUGUUUAUCACAUUCGUUCGGCAGAUGUGGGGCUUCAUCGGUCCAUUCUGGUUUCCCGACAUGUUCACUAAUGUUGGUGUCGCUGCUAGUUCUGCGGUCACCAGUUCUCUUCUCUUUGUCUUUAGCUUCCUUUUCACCGUUCUGCUCCAUGUCAUGGGAAAGAAAUGGCGUAAUGCUUCUUAA
Aspergillus fischeri NRRL 181 is the source of this 1560-nucleotide messenger RNA. RefSeq names its product putative MFS transporter. The record is from RefSeq and is a predicted model, not a curated record. NCBI's taxonomy places the organism in Eukaryota, Fungi, Ascomycota, Eurotiomycetes, Eurotiales, Aspergillaceae. Gene Ontology annotation, biological process: transmembrane transport. Bases 1 to 1560 code for a protein of 519 amino acids. Gene Ontology annotation, molecular function: transmembrane transporter activity. The transcript has 4 exons.